AUGGACUCUCCAAACCCAUUUGGUAAUUCUCAAGGGUUUCAAGAGGACUAUCUUUUCUCCUUUUUACCGCCAAUAGAUGUAGGAUCACCACAGGUGCCCAGGUUUAGUCACGCCGAAGAGCCAACAGUUGUAGCUGAAGACCGCAAAGUCACACCGAGGAGGCAGUGGACACCAACAGAAGACCUUGUCCUCAUCUCUGCUUGGUUGAACACCAGCAAGGACCCCAUCGUGGGUAAUGACCAGAAAUCUGGUGCCUUCUGGUCACGCAUCAAGGCCACAUUCAACUCGAGCCCGAAGCUGAAAGAGUAUCCAGAUAGAGAGGGGACCCAUUGCAAGCAGAGGUGGAGCAGGAUGAACAACCAAGUGUGUAAGUUUGUUGGCUGCUAUGACACUGCGGUUAAAGAGCAAUCAUCCGGCCUAAACGACAACAACGUGAUGAAAGCUGCACACCAGAUCUUCCUCAACGAUCACGGCUUCAAGUUUUAA
Messenger RNA from Eutrema salsugineum, 486 nucleotides. RefSeq names its product glutathione S-transferase T3-like. The record is from RefSeq and is a predicted model, not a curated record. The coding region runs from base 1 to 486 and encodes 161 amino acids. The transcript has a single exon. NCBI's taxonomy places the organism in Eukaryota, Viridiplantae, Streptophyta, Magnoliopsida, Brassicales, Brassicaceae.